Molecule: messenger RNA, 1342 nt
Organism: Salvelinus sp. IW2-2015
Lineage: Eukaryota; Metazoa; Chordata; Actinopteri; Salmoniformes; Salmonidae
Product: KIAA1143 ortholog
Source: RefSeq, a predicted model, not a curated record
GCGCAGGGUGAUGACGAUUUAAUGUUACGCUAAACACGACGGGCUAAACACAACCUGAAAUUARCUUGUUUCCUUAAUUUGUUCUAACUCUCAAAAUGGCUAAGAUGAAUAAGGGUCCGAAAGCGAACGUAUCGUGGGUGAAACCAGCAGAACCGUCAUUUUUAAAGAAAUUCAAGAAKGAUGUUGGCUUUAAGGAAGGACCUACCAUUGAUACCAAGCGUUUAGAGAUGCCAGCCUUGGAGGAUGACAGUGGCAGUGAUCGUGAAGAUGAGCUGCCUCAAGUUGUCAUUCUCAAAAAGGGAGAUUUAAGCGCUGAAGAAGUGUUACAGAUAAAAGAGGUAAAGGAUGGUACAGAAAAAGACAAGCCUCCUGCGGACGGCAAGAUCCUGUUCAAGAAGCCCACGAAGCGCUCCUCCGACAAGUUCCAGGGCAUCACCGCCAGCUCUAACAAGAAGAAGAAGAGUGAAGGAGAGAAAUUGGGAGGAGAUGAAGAGAAAAAGGAGGAGAAGUCUGAAAAGAAGGUGAAAAACAAGAGUCUUCUCUCUUUCGGAGAGGAUGAGGAUGAGGACUAGAAGUUAAUUCACCGCAGGGAUUUCAGACUAGAGCAAUCAACCGCUCAUCAGACUAGAGCAAUCAACCGCUCAUGGAUUAUGGAACUGAUCUACUGCGGUUGUUGYUUUUUACUAUGGGCAAAAAGACCCAACAUAGAAUAGCUCAUARAUCGUAGUUUGUCCCACUAGACUAAGAUCCUUAGACAUUACGGGUCAUCCCCUCUCUUCUGGAGGUGGAAUCCCCUCUUCUGGAGGUGGAAUCUGGACAUGUAUCUGAAACAAACCCCUUCUUCACGAUCAAAGAUCUUUAGAUACAUAAGAUGCAUGCUGUUAUUCUUUGUCGACUGUAAGACGUCUCUGCUGUUGGAAAUGUUGCAUAGUGACUCACUGUGGGCCUAUUAUCCAUCCAUUACAACUGUAGUCYUCCGUCCUUCAGUGGACCCUCUGGACUUUUUCAUACAGCCAACACAGGGUCUGGAUCUAAGAUUUAUCAAGGUAACCCGUGUGACAACAGCUACUAAGGGGAAAGAAAUGAGCUGGUGGUUUUGGUCAAAAAAAUAUAGUCUGGAGAGUUGAUGUGCUACUUUCCUACUUCUAGAGUCAAUCAUUCAUUGGAUGUAGAAAUGUGUUUUAGCUUCGACAACGGAGCUUCAAAAGAUGUUUAAGUUAAACACUUCAUUGUUUUUAUGCCAAGUGUUGGAUUUUUCUGUGAUUUGUAUUGUGCUUUUUUAAAUGAUGUUUUUUAGUUGAAUAAGUUUGAAAUGUAACUAUUAAAAUACAUUAAGGCCUUA